Molecule: messenger RNA, 2790 nt
Organism: Girardinichthys multiradiatus
Lineage: Eukaryota; Metazoa; Chordata; Actinopteri; Cyprinodontiformes; Goodeidae
Product: mitochondrial carnitine/acylcarnitine carrier protein-like
Exons: 17
Coding region: 172-1986 (604 amino acids)
Biological process (GO): mitochondrial transport; carnitine transmembrane transport
Cellular component (GO): mitochondrial envelope
Molecular function (GO): O-acyl-L-carnitine transmembrane transporter activity
Source: RefSeq, a predicted model, not a curated record
UGGAAGUUUCUACCCGGACAGUAUAGAUGUUCGUACCGCUGGAUGGUUGUGUCACAGUGAAAGCAGUUCGGGUUAAUAAGUGGGUUAAAGGUCCUGCAGACCGCAGUGACAGCAGCAGCAGCUCUCCAACGGAUUUCUCAGAGGAAAAGUUGAGCAGAGCGGGAAGUAAAAAUGGCUAAACAGCAGCAACCGAUCAGCCCGCUGAAGAACUUAUUCGCUGGAGGUUUCGGAGGGGUUUGCCUAGUUUUCGCCGGACACCCACUGGACACCAUCAAAGUUCGCCUACAAACUCAACCCAAACCCAAACCUGGAGAGAGUCUCUUGUAUGCUGGAACCAUUGAUUGUUUAAAAAAGACCUUAGCCAAAGAGGGUGUAAAAGGACUCUAUAAAGGGAUGGCAGCCCCGAUAAUCGGAGUUACGCCCAUGUUUGCCGUCUGCUUCUUUGGAUUUGGACUGGGCAAGAAACUCCAGCAGAGGACGCCUGACGAUAUCCUAACGUAUCCACAGCUGUUUGCCGCCGGGAUGUUAUCGGGCGUUUUCACCACAGCCAUCAUGGCUCCUGGAGAGCGCAUCAAAUGUCUCCUACAGAUUCAGGCAACAACGGGAGAGGUGAAGUAUGCAGGGCCAAUGGACUGCGUCAAACAGCUGUACAGACAGUCUGGGAUCAGAGGCAUCUACAAAGGCACAGCUCUGACCCUCAUGAGAGAUGUUCCAGCGAGCGGCAUGUACUUCAUGUCCUACGAGUGGCUGAAGAACCUCUUCACACCAGCAGGAAAAAGGACCUCUGGAAUAAUGAGUAAUGUAGAGAUCCCAGCUGGUUUGAAGGAGCUGCUGCAGGGGUACACGGUGGAGGUGCUUCGUCGCAAGCCUCCUAACCUGGUGGAGUUUGCUGUUCAGCAUUUCACACGAAUCCUCGAGAACCAAAAGAACGAGCAGCAAGCCAGGAAGCACAACAGCAAGCCAGCGGGGAAGGAGGUCACUUUUGAACCAGUGUCAAAUAAAUCUAAUGAAAACGAUGAAGAUGAGGAGGUGAAGGAGACUCCCAGGUCCAGGACUGGUAGAAGUCGCAGAGUGGCAGUUUGUGCAGAGGCUUAUGACCCCGACGACGAUGCGGACGACAACACCGAGCCUCAGGUUGUGCAUCCCAAAACAGAUGAGCAGCGUCAACGGCUUCAGGAUGCAUGCAAAGACAUUCUGCUGUUUAAGACUCUGGAGAAGGACCAGUUCUCUGAGGUCCUGGAUGCCAUGUUUGAGGUUUUGGUCAAACCUCAGGACCACAUCAUAGACCAGGGCGACGACGGGGAUAAUUUUUAUGUCAUAGACAAAGGUGUGUAUGAUAUUUUUGUGGCGAAGGACGGAGCGAGUGUGUGUGUCGGGAAGUACAACAACAAGGGGAGUUUUGGGGAGCUGGCCCUCAUGUACAACACGCCGCGAGCUGCCACCAUCGUAGCAACAGACGAGGGCACUCUGUGGGGCCUGGAUCGAGCCACAUUUCACAGGCUGAUUGUGAAAAACAAUGCAAAGAAGAGGAGGAUGUAUGAGGCCUUCAUCGAGUGUGUGCCUCUUCUGAACUGUCUAGAGCUCUCUGAGAGGAUGAAGAUAGUUGAUGUUUUGGGAGUGCGAACGUUUAAUGAUGGAGAUCGCAUUAUAGCACAGGGUGAUAAAGCUGACUGUUUCUACAUUGUGGAAUCAGGGGAGGUGAAGAUACUGAUCAGAACCAAAACAAAGGCUGGCCAGCAGGAUAACACAGAGGUGGAAGUGGCUCGUUGCUCCAGAGGACAGUAUUUUGGAGAGCUGGCGCUGGUCACAAAUAAACCCCGUGCAGCAUCUGUCUACGCUGUGGGAGCGACCAAAUGUUUAGUGAUUGACAUCCAGGCGUUUGAGCGCCUGUUGGGGCCCUGCAUGGACAUCAUGAAGAGGAACAUCUCCCAGUAUGAGGACCAGCUGGUGGCGCUGUUUGGCUCCAGUGAUGAUUUAAAACACUAGUACACUGCAUCUAAACUGUGUAAAUAAUAGCAUGUAGCUCUAUUCUGAUCCCUCACAGGUGCAUUUAACACACAAACUGUUCCCCUUUUUAACUUUAUACUGUUAACAAAACAAAGCAGUAAGCCUCUGUAUGUAUCUGUCAACCCAAAGUUUUACUGAGGUCCUCUGUUGAAAUAAACUAUAGUAUGAAACCAAGCUUUAGGUUAUUAAGAAACCAAGGUGAUUCAGGAGCUUCCAUGAGCCUGAAUAACUUGUGCUUUGUAAUAGUCUGGAUAAUAAGGCUGGGUUUUAUUUAAUUUUAAAUAUUUAUUCUUGGGUUUUUCCAUAUUAGAUCGGUAUUUGAAACAAAUAAACUACAAAACCUGGAAAGAAAAUAAGGAAUCAUCUCAGUUGGAGGUUGUUAGGCUGAGCUAGGUUUUUUUCUAGCCAAAAAAUAAGAAAACUAACAAAAACACAGAUAUGACACAAAACAAUGUUGUUUAAUACCUGAAUAUUCCACCUUUGUAAAUUAGAGGUGUCCAACAUGUGGCCCUUGGAAUUGUUUUGUGGUGAGGAACUACAUAAAGGAUUUAUCUUUUAUUAACAUUUUAUGCUUUUAUUUUAAUUUCACAGUAAAUGGGGCCACAAACAUUCAGCGGCUUUUAAUCAGAAGCAAGCUUGGUCUCAGAUAAUCCUCCUAAAUACAGCAAGGAUUUUUCAUGAAAGAUUGUUCUUGUUGCUGAGAAUUUGCUAAAGAAUUUAUAAUUAUAUAAUUGUAUUAAAAAAACAUUUAUGGUGUAAAAUAAAUUCAGAUAUAAAACCUUG